This is a messenger RNA of Racocetra persica, 416 nucleotides long. NCBI's taxonomy places the organism in Eukaryota, Fungi, Glomeromycota, Glomeromycetes, Diversisporales, Gigasporaceae. The record is from the annotation of a GenBank genome assembly.
AUGAAUUUACCGAAAGUAUUUCGGCACGCCAAAAUACUUUCGGUAGGAAACCUUAGGCCUGUAUUUAAACAAUCCCCUAUAUUGCUUCUGAUUCAACCAUUACAUAACGAAAGGAGUACGUUCAACUGGAAUAAACAUUCACUUUCGACUUAUUCCCAAGCUUUGUACAGUUUAAAAUCAAAGUCGCACGCAGCAAAUCUCAGCUUAAAUUCGUCGGAGGGCUCUGAUAGUGGAUCGAAAAAUAACGGCCAACAGGGAGAAAGUGGCGAUGGUGGUGGUAAUCAAAAUAAUUCGAACAGUAAUAACAACGCGGAUAAUCCUGGAAAUGGAAACAAAGGUGAUGGGUCGGGAAAAGGUGGUGAUGGGUCAGGAAAAGGCGGUGAUGGGUCGGGAGACAACACUUCUUCUCGAUCACC